This is a messenger RNA of Cuscuta campestris, 6081 nucleotides long. The record is from the annotation of a GenBank genome assembly. Lineage: Eukaryota; Viridiplantae; Streptophyta; Magnoliopsida; Solanales; Convolvulaceae.
CACCGUAGCAAAAUGGGGACAGGCAAAGAAGAUGGGCCAUGAUAUACCAGGUAAAAUGUUUUUAUUCGGUGUGCUAUUGAAUAAAUUAAAGAUUUUUGAGGGUUUUCUAUAAGUAAUCCAGUGUCUUGGAAGCAUGUUACCCAGAUAGUAUGUUUAGAAUUUAAAAUUGGAAGCUUGAUUGAAUUCUGUGUUCUUUUUUAUUAAUUUUUUUCAAUAUUUAAAGAUAAAGCUUUGGUCUAUCGUAUUGUCAUCUUCCAACAAUGUGAAUGAUACAGUAAUUGUGUUCCCUUUAUGAUACCCUGGAAGUAUGAUCGGAAUUUAAAAUUGGAAGCAUGAUUGAAUUCUUUGUCUUUUUUUCUUCGUAAUUUUAUUCAAUAUAUAAAGCUAAAGUUUUGCUUUGUUGUAUUCUCAACCUCAACCUCAGUCAAUGUUGUCAAGUAAAGAGAAAGGUAUGUUUACUUUAUUCUAAUGGAUUGAUUUUUUAAGUAAACACUCAUUUUUUUCAUUAGUUCAUUUUAUUAUUCGUGGUAGCAUUAUUCCUUUUCUUUUUGCUAUGAUAAUUUUUUUCAGUGACCAAUAUGUAUCAAGGACAUAAAUGACAAUAACCAUCUCAUGAUUUCUACAUGGUGUUCGUUUUAAGUUAUUACUAUGCUGCUAACUUUUGGUAAAAAGAUACUGGAAAGGUAUUUUUUUAGUGAUUCAAUGAAGGUGGAAUAACUUAUAGCUUUUUUCAGAAUCAAGUAAUGACAAAGAUAUGUUGACUCAAUUCUAAUGGAUUGGUUUUUUCCGUAAACACUCAUAUUCUUCGUUAGUUCAUUUUAUUGUUCGUAGUAGUGAGAUUAAUACUCCAUGAAAAGCUUUUCCAAACAACUUUUAAAACACUACUUUUUGAUUUACUUCACAUACUUAGUUGAAGAAAACAUGAUCUUAAUUGUUUAGUACUCCAUGACAUGGAGUAGAAAAAAGGAAGGGGUUGAAGUCAUCAUUUGGUUGGAGUUGCUAGAAAAGAUCAAUUUAACUCCUUUUUUAAUACAUACUCAUUUGUAAUACGGAGUAUAUUUUUCCAAGGUAGAGAGGGAUGACACUGAGUGACACGGUCCCAGUUGUAUGAGAUUUUUACAACACAACCUUCAAAGGUGUUAUAGCUAUUUUUUUUAAAGUAGCUUUGAGAAUUCAUGUGAUCCUCAAACACUUAACUCAAUCUAUUAAUAGUCUGCAUGACUCUUCUUUAUCAAAAUAGUAGAAUGCUUUUAUUGUCAUAUAAAUUUGGUGCUUUUUUUACCGAUUGAUAAAAAAUGGGGAUUUCUUAAAACUGCAGUUAUGCAAAUGAAUUGUUAAUUUGUUCGUGUAAAUUAUUUUUGAGAGAAAACAAUUUAGGGAUGGUUCUGCAUGGUUGGGCAAAUUUACUUUACUCAAAAUAACUCUCUUGCUCUAUAUUUGUUGUAGUGAAUAGAAGAGACCUUACUCUGAUGCAUAUUUCGAAUAAGAGGAUGAUGGUUCAACGUGGGGACGAGUAGUAUGAAUCUUACAUUCAAAUGCUUAGUGCAACUUCGCUACAGCUUUACUUUCAUUUAAUUUUGGAGCAAAUGUGUUGUUUGAAAUGUCAUAGCUUAUUACCAUGUAUUUUUUUCUCGUCGAAAUUGAUGUUAUUUUUAAAAAUUGUUUGAAAAGAUAGGUUCUGCACAUUUGGUUUUUUUUUUCAAUUUGAAUUUUUAUAGUUACAUUAAAAAAUGAGUGCAAAUCCACCCCCAACCACCUGAAAGAUUGGGUUUCUUUCAUUCACUCCCGGCGCAGCAGAAUCAUCAAAGUCCAUUUCGGAUCUCCCGGCAAGACCCUAGUGCCGGUUUCUUUUCACCCCCAUGGUCUCCGUCUGCCAUUGAUCUUGAUAUUCGAAGCUCACACAUCGAUCCAAGAUGUACAUGGCAUACGGAUGGCCGCAGGUAAUCCCUCUGAUGCCCGGUUCAUGCCCGUCUUCUCAGCAAAUUGUGUACCUCAAGGUCACCAAUGGCUUAUUGCUUGUGGUUUCGCCAAUUCACAUCGAGCUCUGGUCUUCUUCUCAGCAUAGGGUGAGAUUGGCGAAGCACAAGAGAAGUUCAGAUUCAAUUCGCAGUGAAGGAGAGAAUAUUCAGGCUGUUUGGAGCCCUGAUACCAAAUUGGUUGCUGUUCUCACCUCUUCUUUGCAUCUCCAAAUAUUUAAGGUUCAGUUUACAGAAAAGAAGAUACAAAUUGGAGGGAAACAACCAUCUGGUUUGUUUCUAGCAAACAUAGGUUUACUUCUUAACGAGCAGGUGCCAUUUGCUCACGAGAAUUUGACAGUGAGCAAUAUUGUCUCUGAUAACAAACAUAUGCUUGUUGGACUCUCUAAUGGUUCAUUGUACAAUAUUUCCUGGAAGGGUGAGUUUUGUGGAGCCUUUAACAUUGAUGUUCAGUUUUGCGACGGUAGUGGGGCUACCAAACAUUCAAAUAACAUGGAAAAUGAUUUUGCUUCAACUGGAGCAGAAAUUGAUAAUGUUCCUAGUAUUUGCAAGUCUCAACCAUCCGCUGUAUCCCACCUGGAAUAUUCCCAACCCUUAAGGUUGCUGUUUGCUCUAUUUUCUGACGGGCAACUCAUCGUAUGUUCUGUAAGCAAGAAGGGCUUUAGACUGGCCGAGCAUGUCAAAGCUGAAAAGAGAUUGGGCUCUGGUGAUGCUGUUUGUACCUCUGUUGCUUCAGAACAACAAAUUCUUGCUGUUGGUUGCAAAAGAGGAGUUGUUGAGCUGUAUGAUCUUGCAGAAUCCACUUCACUGAUACGUUCUAUUUCUUUGUAUGACUGGGGAUAUUCCGUUGAAGAUACUGGUGCUGUGAAUUGUAUUGCUUGGACCGCUGACAAUUCUGCUUUUGCAGUUGGGUGGAAGUUAAGAGGGCUUGCUGUUUGGUCAGUUUCUGGUUGUCGAUUGAUGUGUACAACCCGCCAAGCUGGAUUAAAUUCAAUAUCUUCCCCUGCAAUUAAACCUAACCAGGAAUGUAAAUAUGAACCUAUGAUGACUGGCACCUCACUGGUGCACUGGGAUGAACAUGGUUAUAGGCUUUAUGCUGUUGAGGAAGGUUCUUCAGAGAGAGUUAUUGCAUUUUCUUUUGGAAAGUGCUGUCUCAACAGAGGAGUUUCUGGGACAACUUAUGCUCGACAAGUUAUAUAUGGUGAAGAUAGGUUGCUUGUUGUCCAGUCAGAAGAUACAAAUGAACUUAGAAUCUUGCAUAUUAACCUUCCAGUUUCAUAUAUUUCUCAGAAUUGGCCCAUUUUACAUGUGGCUGCUAGCAAAGAUGGGAUGUACUUGGCAAUUGCUGGCCUUCAUGGGUUGAUCUUAUAUGAUAUAUGUCAUAAAAAAUGGCGGUUUUUUGGAGAUAUUAGCCAAGAGCAACAUAUUCAGUGUAGGGGCUUGUUAUGGAUGGGGAAAAUUGUUGUUGUUUGCAACUAUGAUGAUUCUUCCAAUGGGUAUGAGCUGCUUUUUUACCCAAGGUACCACCUGGACAAGAGUUCACUUCUUUGUCGGAAACCUCUGCUGGCAAAACCAAUGGUGAUGGAUAUUUAUCAAGAAUAUAUACUUGUCACUUACUGCCCUUUUGAUGUCCACAUUUAUCAUGUGAAACUGUUUGGUGAAUUGACCCCUUUAAGUUCUCCAGAUUUACAGCUUUCUACAGUCCGAGAGCUUUCAAUCAUGACUGCAAAGUGCCACCCUGCAGCAAUGCAUUUCUUACCCGAACAGCUUCCUAGGAAAACUUUAACAGACAAUGCUAUAUCAUCACCUGACAAAUUAGUGAGAGAGCCUGCUAGAUGCUUGAUUCUAAGGACAAAUGGAGAGCUUUCACUUCUUGAUUUGGAUGAGGGGAGGGAAAGAGAGCUCACUGACUCAGUGGAGUUGUUCUGGGUUACAUGCGGUCAAUCAGAGGAGAAAACUACCCUGAUUGAGGAAGUUUCAUGGCUGGACUAUGGCCACCGAGGAAUGCAGGUUUGGUAUCCAUCUCCAGGUCUCAACUCUUUUAAGCAAGAAGACUUCUUGCAGUUGGACCCUGAAUUGGAGUUUGAUCGCGAGGUUUAUCCUCUUGGUCUGCUGCCGCAUGCUGGAGUUGUGGUUGGCGUUUCCCAGAGAAUGUCAUUUUCUGCGAGCACGGAGUUUCCUUGUUUUGAGCCAUCCCCCCAAGCUCAGACUAUAUUGCAUUGCCUGCUAAGGCAUCUUUUGCAGAGAGACAAGGAUGAACAAGCACUAAGAUUGGCUCAAUUAUCAGCAGGAAAACCACAUUUUACUCAUUACCUUGAGUGGCUUCUUUUUACAGUUUUUGAGGCUGAAAUUUCUGGGAAAAGCUCAAGAAACUACAUAACUACAUUAUCUAGUCACGGCACCAUCACUUCUCUUCUGGAUAAGACAUGUGAUCUGAUCAGAAAUUUUCCAGAGUACUGGGAUGUGGUUGUUAGUGUUGCAAGAAAAACCGAUGGGCGACAUUGGGCAGAUUUGUUCGCUGCUGCAGGGCGAUCAACUGAGUUAUUUGAGGAAUGCUUUCAAAGGAGAUGGUACCGAACCGCUGCUUGCUAUAUACUUGUAAUUGCAAAGCUUGAAGGUCCUGCUGUGAGUCAAUAUUGUGCACUACGUUUGUUGCAGGCAACACUUGAUGAGUCCUUGUAUGAGCUGGCCGGGGAGCUGGUGAGGUUUCUUCUCAGAUCUGGAAGAGAAUAUGAACCUACAACUGUGAAUUCUGAGAAGUUAUCUCCUCGAUUCUUUGGAUAUUUUCUGUUUCCUUCAAGUUAUCAGAGGCAAUCUUUUGACCCAAAAGGCUCAUUCAAGGAACAAAAUGCACAUGUUGCUUCUGUUAAGAAUAUUUUAGAGAGUCAUGCAAGCCUUUUGAUGUCUGGGAAGGAACUCUCGAAGCUUGUUGCAUUUGCAAAAGGCACACAAUUUGACCUUGUGGACUAUUUGCGGCGAGAGAGAUAUGGAUCUGCUCGCUUAGAGAAUUUUGCCUUGGCAUUUGAACUCAUUGGACAGAAGGUGCAAGCACUUUCUCUAGAGUACAGUGGUCAUAAUAAUUCACGAUGCAGCUUGUCUGUCAUGAACAGAAGUGUUUAGUUGAAUUUUAAACUUUAAAAUUUACUCAUCAUAAAGAAUAGGUUUAGGUUCCGUUUGCAUGAGUUUUAGCCUAUAGCUUUGGCAUUUUGGACUAGCCAAAGGUAGCUAUUAGCGUUGGCAUUUUCAAAACUAAUAUGCACCAUUAAAAAAUUAGAACGCUAUCGCUAAUUACAGUAUUUGUUCCGGAAUGAAACCUUAUUCUCAAGAUUGAACACAUAUGAUUGAUUUGCUGGUUUUUUUCGAUCACCCAGCUUCAAAUGGGGACACUGCAAAGUCGAUUGGAUGCAGAAUUCCUUUUGGCUCAGAUGUGCUCUGUCAAAUUCAAAGAAUGGAUCGUUGUCCUGGCCACACUAUUGAGGAGAUCUGAGGUUUUGUUUGAUCUCUUUCGACAUGAUUUGCGUUUAUGGGAGGCAUAUAACAUUACAUUGCAGUCACACCCGGCAUUUACUGAAUACCAUGAUUUGCUAGCAUCCUUGGAGGAGAAGCUUUCAUAUACCUCUAAUUCAGAAAAUAUAUGAGCCGUACAGAUGCGGAAAAAGCCUUAUUUCUCUUAAGAUCCAGAUCAUUGUCUUUCUACCAUGAACAGGUUGUACUCUAGAUCUGCUGUAAAGUAGCCAUUGGCUUUGUUUGCAUUAUAGUGUUUGGUCACGGAAUGCAAAAACUUUAAAAUGUGAAACACUGCUUUUAGCAGCGUGUUGGUGGCCAAAAUGCUGAUAUACAAACCCGGAGUGUGACACGAGAGAAACACAUUAAACAUAAUAGGAAAUAUGAUGUGAGGUUUAUGUUUAUAAUUCACAUUUUUUUUUUGCAGAAAUAAUUUAAUUUGUAGAUAGGCGUAGUGUUGCUGUUUUUUUCAAAUCUUUUCCUUCCCAAUCAUUUUUUAUUCCUGUCAUGGUUUGUCACUUGUGGUUUGAGUCAUUAUUUGUAAAGUUACAGUUUACACUUUUGUUUUUGACAAAGUUUUUGCAUUGGCUUAUACACAAGG